AUGCCAAUUCAAUCUAAUGAAGUAGAACAGGAUGCACAACAAUGCAAUGUGUAUAAGGAGUUGGAAGAAUUUGAAAAGAAGCUAGCAGCAGCAAGAAAAAGGACAAGGGAUGCUGAUUAUUUGGACAGAAAAUUAGUAAUUUCUGAUUCCACAGAAUUUGAGAGACACUUUGAUAAUUUGAGUGAAGCAAUAGCCAGAUUGCUUCCAUAUCACACAUUUUAUGUUGAUGAGAUAAAAUCUAAUAGAGUUUUGGAGGAUUCUAACAAGAUAUUGGAAAGAAAGAGACGAAUUAAGAAUAUUGAAGAUUCUAUUAUGAGUAUUAGUACCAAUAGUCCUUCAUUUAUUUUUAAUGCGUGCAGAUAUGGGUUCGUUAGGUUCAUCCAUUCUUCUAUGUUAAUGGAAUUGGAAAGAAAUAAAAAAGAGCUUGCUCAGCUACAAGCUUUGGAACUUACUUGGAGGUAUCCAAUGGAAAACAGUCCAAAUUUUCCAAAUGAAAAAAAUAUUAUGAAUAGUUCCUCAAUAUUACCAGGCUCAACAUUAAGCAAUUCAAACCAUUUGGGUGCAUCUCAUUUUGAUCAUAGUAAUGAACUAUUAUACCGAAAUGUUAUGCCUAAGAAUCGAUUUAACAACUCAGUACCCAACAUGGUUGGAAAUUAUAGUAUGAAUAAGCACUACCUUGACACUAGUGACAUUUUAGGAUAUGAGAAAGAGAAGGAUAUACUGCCGAACAACAUUCCAAGCAAUAACCAUAUUUCUCAUAACUCAAACUUAGAAAGCAUUCACUUACCAAAAAUGAACAGUAGUGCCAACAAAAGCAUGGAAUUAUAUUCCCUGCCAUCUGAUAUGCUAAAAAGCGAGAGGUUUUCUAAUAUUAACAAUAACUAA
This is a messenger RNA of Cryptosporidium ubiquitum, 885 nucleotides long. RefSeq lists its product as uncharacterized. NCBI's taxonomy places the organism in Eukaryota, Apicomplexa, Conoidasida, Eucoccidiorida, Cryptosporidiidae. The record is from RefSeq and is a predicted model, not a curated record. The transcript has a single exon. Bases 1 to 885 code for a protein of 294 amino acids.